Messenger RNA from Protopterus annectens (West African lungfish), 4143 nucleotides. RefSeq names its product solute carrier family 17 member 7 (gene SLC17A7). Lineage: Eukaryota; Metazoa; Chordata; Ceratodontiformes; Protopteridae. Gene Ontology annotation, biological process: synaptic transmission, glutamatergic; regulation of synapse structure or activity; transmembrane transport. Gene Ontology annotation, molecular function: neurotransmitter transmembrane transporter activity; L-glutamate transmembrane transporter activity. Gene Ontology annotation, cellular component: excitatory synapse; synaptic vesicle membrane. The record is from RefSeq and is a predicted model, not a curated record. The transcript has 12 exons. Bases 518 to 2242 code for a protein of 574 amino acids.
CUAUCAAAGUAUACUGGGGCCUGUCCAGGGUCCUGAACCAAAACAGUGCAUUCAUCUUGUCCCAAGUACUAAAUUUAAAGGAUUAGCCUUUUAAAUCAGAGCCCGACGCGGCUUCAUAGGUUUCAUAAGGAACUUUUUUGAUGUUUCUUCCGCCUUAUCUGACGACCAUCCCACGCAAGAAGGAGGGCUAUUUGCUGGAUUCACUGUCAUUCAGCAGCACUCGACCUGAUACUACUAUGGCUCAAUCCGAAUGCACCUCGAUCAGAUGUAGACAUUAGCUAGUACUUCCCUCUCUCGACAUUCCCCUUUUUCUCUUCUUUUGUCUUUGUGCCAUACAAUUAAUAUUAUUUUUAUUUUUAUUCCUGGUUGUUUUGAUUUCUAAACUUUGCACUGAAAGCUUCUAAAAGUCAAGAUUUAGCACUUCCCAUUUCCACCAUAUUCCGCCUUACAUUCUUGAUGAGUAUGCUGAGAACUUGGUAAUUAAAGUGCAAACGUGUAACAAAAUCUGUGGAAGAAAAUGGAACUUAAAAAAGAAGAGUUCAAAAAAUUAGCUGGGAAUGCUCUAGGGCAACUGCACAGAGUAUUGGAAAGAAGGCAGGCAAAUACUGAAACUAUUGAAUUAACUGAAGAUGGACAACCAAAGGAAAUUAAAGGAAAGAAGAAGCCGAUGCUGGACUGCACAUGCUUUGGCCUCCCACGUCGCUACAUUAUUGCCAUCAUGAGUGGUCUUGGGUUCUGUAUCUCUUUUGGUAUUCGGUGUAACCUUGGAGUUGCCAUCGUCAGCAUGGUCAACAACAACACAGAAUACCACGGAGACAAAUUAGUCAUGAAGAAGGCAGAAUUCACCUGGGACCCGGAAACUGUUGGAAUGAUCCAUGGUUCCUUUUUUUGGGGUUACAUCGUCACGCAAAUCCCCGGGGGAUUCAUAUCACAGAAAUUUGCAGCCAAUAGAGUGUUUGGCUUCGCCAUUGUGUCUACAUCUGUACUAAAUAUGCUCAUCCCAUCUGCUGCAAAGGUUCACUAUGGGUGUGUAAUCUUUGUACGAAUAAUGCAAGGCCUGGUAGAGGGGGUGACAUACCCAGCAUGCCAUGGGAUUUGGAGUAAAUGGGCACCACCAUUAGAGCGAAGCAGGCUUGCCACCACAGCCUUUUGCGGCUCAUAUGCUGGAGCAGUGGUUGCUAUGCCUUUGGCUGGAGUCUUAGUCCAGUACUCAGGAUGGACAUCUGUCUUUUAUGUAUAUGGAAGCUUUGGACUGUUUUGGUACAUGUUUUGGAUUCUAGUCUCUUAUGAAAGUCCAGCAAAACAUCCAACUAUCUCUCAAGAAGAAAGGCGAUACAUUGAAGAGAGCAUCGGUGAGGGAGCUCAGCUCAUGAAUCCACUGACGAAGUUUAAGACUCCCUGGAAAAAGUUUUUCACCUCAAUGCCAGUCUAUGCAAUUAUCGUGGCCAAUUUCUGUAGGAGUUGGACGUUCUAUCUCCUUUUAAUUAGUCAACCUGCAUAUUUUGAGGAGGUCUUUGGAUUUGAAAUUAGCAAGGUUGGUUUACUCUCAGCCCUUCCACAUCUGGUGAUGACAAUUAUAGUGCCUAUAGGUGGCCAAAUUGCAGACUUCCUUCGGACAAAACGAAUCAUGUCAACCACCAAUGUUAGAAAGAUGAUGAACUGUGGGGGUUUUGGUAUGGAGGCAACUCUACUUCUUGUAGUAGGUUACUCCCACAGCAGGGGCGUGGCUAUUUCAUUCCUGAUAAUGGCAGUAGGUUUCAGUGGAUUCGCUAUUUCAGGAUUUAAUGUAAACCACUUGGAUAUUGCUCCUCGCUAUGCCAGUAUUCUCAUGGGGAUCUCCAAUGGUGUUGGUACAUUAUCUGGCAUGGUAUGUCCGUUGAUUGUAGGUGCCAUGACGAAACAUAAGACACGAGAGGAGUGGCAGUAUGUCUUCCUGAUUGCCUCACUGGUCCACUAUGGUGGUGUCCUUUUCUAUGGCAUUUUUGCAUCUGGAGAAAAGCAGCCAUGGGCAGAGCCUGAGCAGAUGACUGAAGAAAAAUGUGGCUUCAUUCAUGAAGAUGAGUUGGCGGAAGAGACUGAGGACUAUAUGCAAGGUGGAUAUGGUAGCUAUGGUUCCACCAAAACCACCAAUGUUGUCAAUGGUGGUUGGACAGCUGACUGGGAUAAGAAAGAAGAAUUUAUACAGGAUAAAGGAGAAGAUUCUUAUAUGUAUGGGGAUGUGGCUGAUAGGGACUUAUCUUGAAAAUACAAUGGUUGCAGCUGAACUCCAGAAGCACCAGAUCCAACAUGUUUUUUUUUGUAAGACAUUCACUUGAUAAUUGAGCCAUUCUCUCUAAUUAAUGAGUUCUGAAACUUGUUGAUAGUUCCAACUUCCCCUUCCCAAAGGCGGCCUCCCCUGUUCACAUAAACGAAGCAGGGUUACUCCGCAUUGUGUUAUACAGUGUAGAAGUGUUUGUCUGUGGAACAUUCAACAUAACUCCACCAACACCAACAAAAAAAACUAGACUGUCGUAUUGCAUGUUAGUGUAUUGUUGGGGGGAGAGGUUGAGUAGAAAAAGAAAGAAAAAUUCAUAUUUUGAGAUCAAUUACAUUUUGAUUACCUGACUCACUAAGUUCACAUUUGUUAUAAAAAUGAAAACCAAAAACUGUUUCUAAUUAUAAAGAAUACAGUUUUGAGAAAUACUGUAAAUACCUUAGAAAGUGGAUGGUUCACAACUCACCAUAUGAUGAUUUAUGACGGUAUACGUCAUUGUUAGCAGAAAAAUUUGGAGACUAGAGAAAAUAUGCCUCUACUUGACAUCCCCUAGUGAUAAAGAUGGCUUGGUACCAAGUAUGAGCAUUAUAAGAAAUGCUUAAAAAUGAAGUGCACAGGCUACAACAUGACCCAGUUUCAGAGUAAUAUAGCUUUAAUAUAUGAUGAUUAAGAAAUCAUUUUUACUCACCUCUUUUAUUUUUGGGCACUUUAUUUGAUACAUAAUCUAUUUGGGUACACAUUAAUCAACUGCCAACCUGCACAUUCUGGCAGUUUUAUUGCUGGUGAGGUACCUGUUAAUGAUGUAGUAAUAUUUCUAAUGAAUAGAUGCAUUAUAAGGCCAGAUGGUGUUUUCACCUGCCACUUUUUGCUGAUGCAGAAGUAGUGAUACACUGUGCUUGUGAUAUAAACAAUAUAUCACAGGGUCGCGACCACUAUAUGGGCGGAAGCAUACUCACAAGUGAAGAGAGGAGAGUACAGACAUCACUUUAGUCGACUUUAUGCCUUUCCUCACCCUCCUCACAGAAGAUAAGGCAUAUCUGCUGGUGACAACAAAUGAGGUUACUUUAAGGCACCUUAAACCUCAUGCAUUGCAAAAUAACCCACAUGCUUUCUUGUUGGCUAAUUAUACUGAUAGAAAUGAAUGCAGCAUCUCAAUUCAGUGUGCCAACACAUAUUUAAACAUCAUUCUUGGUUAUCUGUCUACCAUGUACUAUAUUCAGUAUUACAUUUUAUUUGGAGACUGUCAGAGAAGAAGUUAGUUAACAAAGUGCUGCAUAUUUGUCAAAAGCACAUUAACUAUUUUGAUAUUUCUACAAGGUAGACUGCUGCAUGCUAACCUGGAGUAUAAUAUUGUGGGUAUCCUCUACUUUAAAAAGACAAUUUUAGGAAUCAGCAAGUAACCUGAUAUAAAAUUUUUCAUAUAGCUCUUAGGUUGUCUUUAACAAAACAUUUUGUGUUUCUGCUUAAGUAUUAAAAAAGCAGCAACUUCAUUAUUACAAUUACAAAGUAAAUUACAUUUACCAGUGACAAUUUCUAGGUUUAGUUUUAUAAAAAAAUGCAAAUCAAAAGUUUUAUCAGAAUACUUCCUAAGCACAAACCUGAUCUUAGCACAAAAAAGUUCCAUCUGGAUGUAAGCACACAGCAUGAGGGAAAACAAAGGAUUUCUUUCUUUUUUAAUUUUAGUAACUAUCAGGAAGAUAGGAAGAUUUUAAUAUAUGUUUCAAGGGCUUGUUUAUUUUUAUUAUUUUUUAGGUAAACACUGACGCUGUCUGUUGUAAGCCUCUUUCCGAGUAAGAUGGGGAAGGCAGACAUUUUUGUGGUUGGUACUAUUUUAGUAAAGUAGGAAAAGUUAAUCAUGCCAUUAAAGUUUAAAAUUUUUCACAGUCAAA